Messenger RNA from Rhodotorula graminis WP1, 667 nucleotides. RefSeq lists its product as uncharacterized. The record is from RefSeq and is a predicted model, not a curated record. Lineage: Eukaryota; Fungi; Basidiomycota; Microbotryomycetes; Sporidiobolales; Sporidiobolaceae. The coding region runs from base 1 to 615 and encodes 204 amino acids. Gene Ontology annotation, molecular function: acyltransferase activity, transferring groups other than amino-acyl groups. The transcript has 5 exons.
AUGCUGCGCCCAACCGGCUUCACCUCGGACCGCCUCGUCUACCGCGCACCGACCUUCCCCGAGGACGAGGCCGUCUUUGCCGAGUUCUUGCGCGAUCCGACUGUGCUGCUCGGUGCCAUCCCUCAAACGUGCAAGCCGCUCAACAAGAAGGAGCUCGACGACUUCAAGAAGGCGAGCGAGGGCCCUUCGCCCGGUCUCGCAGUCCUCGCGUGCCUGCCCCUGUCGGCAGAGGAGCCGACACGAGCAGGAGAGCCCGUCGGCUGGCUCUGCCUCGCGCACGUUGGCGAUUUCGGCGGCGUCCACCGCAACGCCAGCUUCGGCCUCUUCUUCAGCGCCAAGCACAGCGGCAAAGGGUACGCGACCGAGGCGGUCGGCUGGCUCCUCGAGAUGGCGUUCGUCAGCUAUGGCCUGCACCGCUUGGAAUGCCAGGUCUUCGAGUGGAACUUUGCGGCUCGACGAGUGUACGAGAAGCACGGCUUCGUCGUCGAGGGGCGACGCAGGCAGGUGCUCUGGCAGGAAGGUGCCUGGCAGGACGACAUCAUGCUCUCGCUCCUCGCCGACGAGUACCGCGCUCAGCACCCGGACAAGUUCAAUCGGCGCCUGAGUCGCAAGUAGCGUCGAGAGGAAGCUCUGCAACGACGACCUCGCAUUCCUGUGUUCCGUCCUC